Messenger RNA from Phytophthora sojae, 717 nucleotides. RefSeq lists its product as hypothetical. Gene Ontology annotation, molecular function: phosphatase activity; endopolyphosphatase activity. The transcript has a single exon. Bases 1 to 717 code for a protein of 238 amino acids. Gene Ontology annotation, cellular component: cytoplasm. Lineage: Eukaryota; Oomycota; Peronosporomycetes; Peronosporales; Peronosporaceae. The record is from RefSeq and is a predicted model, not a curated record. Gene Ontology annotation, biological process: polyphosphate catabolic process.
AUGGCGUCCCGGGAGCUGGAGCGCGCGCACCCGGACGUGGCGCUGCCUGCGGUGGUGCACCGGGUCGCGUCGGACGUGUCUGCGUCCUCGCGGCUGUUGGUCAUCGGCGACGUGCACGGCUGCCUCGACGAGCUGCAGGCGCUGCUGGCCGCGUGCCAUUUCGCGCCUUUCGCAGGCGACCGGCUGGUGUUCGUGGGGGACCUGGUCAACAAAGGCCCCAAGUCGCUGGACGUCGUGCGCUUCGUGCGCGACUCGGGCGCGCUCUGCGUGCGCGGCAACCACGACGACGCCGCCCUGAGCGCCUACUACAGGUGGGUGCAGGGCGGCCGCCAGCCCGGCUCAGCCAAGUAUCCGUACGUGGAGCAGUUCGAGCCUAGGGACGUGGCGUUCCUCGAGCAGCUGCCCUUCUCGCUGUCGCUGCCCAACCACGGCAACAUCAUAGUGGUGCACGCUGGACUGGUGGAGGGGGUCGAGCUGCAGGACCAGAAACCCUUUGAUAUGUACAAGAUGCGCUUCGUGCAGCGUGAAAGGGCGGAAGACGAGGGUUCGCAGUGGAAGGCGCUGGAGAAGGAGAAGUUCAAGAGUGAGAGCGGCGGCGAGCCGAAGAUGUGGGCGAAGGUGUGGAGCGGGCCUAGGCAUGUGUACUUUGGUCAUGCAGCGAGUGCGGGAUUGCAGGUGGGUGGGGGUAUAGUUGAAGUUGAAGUGCUUUCCCUCUGA